This is a messenger RNA of Dendrobium catenatum, 1865 nucleotides long. Its product is annotated as polyphenol oxidase, chloroplastic. Gene Ontology annotation, molecular function: catechol oxidase activity. Gene Ontology annotation, biological process: pigment biosynthetic process. Bases 14 to 1714 code for a protein of 566 amino acids. The transcript has 3 exons. Lineage: Eukaryota; Viridiplantae; Streptophyta; Magnoliopsida; Asparagales; Orchidaceae. The record is from RefSeq and is a predicted model, not a curated record.
GCAAGUUCUGCCAAUGACGACGCUCUUAUCUAUUACUUCCUCAAAACCCAUCAUCUCCUCUUCGCGCACCUUCCAAAACCAAACCUUCCUCCUCCACUCCAGGAAAACCAUCGUCCGCCAUCCCAAAAAACUCUCCUUUCGAGCUUUAGCUUCAAAAAACGAUAUUGCGGAUGCUGCCAAUGGCAGUUCCUCUCGCCGUAACAUCCUCAUUGGCCUCGGCGGCCUCUACGGCACAGCCACUGGCCUUGCCAUCGGCGCACCAGUCCAACCGCCUGAUCUAACACAGUGUGGACCUGCUGAUUUUCCAUCUGGCGCCACGCCGGUAAACUGCUGCCCUCCGGUGAACUCUAUCGUUGACUUUACUCCUCCGCCGGCUUCUUCGCCUCUCCGAGUGCGCCCCGCCGCCCACCUCGUCGACGCAGAGUAUGUGGCCAAAUACAACAAAGCUGUUGAACUGAUGAGGAAUCUCCCCGCCGACGAUCCGAGGAACUUCAUGCAGCAGGCCAACGUACACUGUGCUUACUGUGACGGCGCUUACGACCAGGUUGGGUUUCCCGGCGUCGAGCUUCAGGUCCACAACUGCUGGCUUUUUUUCCCGUAUCACCGAUGGUACCUCUAUUUCCAUGAGCGUAUUCUUGGAAAGCUUAUUGGCGAUGACACUUUUGCGCUGCCCUUCUGGAACUGGGAUUCGCCGGACGGGAUGCAAUUGCCUUCCAUCUAUACACCAACUUCUUCUUCCCUCUACGACGCUCUCCGCGACCCGGCCCACCAGCCUCCGACCAUCAUCGACCUCGACUUCAGCUUAGACACAUCGCCCGACAGCGGCCAGCAGCUAAUCGACGAUAAUCUCAAGAUCAUGUACCGACAAGUCGUCUCCAACGGUCCGACCUCCGAGCUCUUCUUGGGCGCCGCCCUCCGAGCCGGAGACCAGCCCGACCCCGGCGCCGGUUCGCUCGAAAACGUCCCACACGGCACUGUCCAUCUCUGGACCGGCGACUCGCGCCAGCCCAACCGUGAAGACAUGGGCGUCUUCUACUCAGCCGCCCGCGACCCCAUCUUCUUCGCCCACCAUUCAAACAUCGACCGCCUCUGGGACGUAUGGAAAUCUCUCGGCGGCCAGCGCCAGGAUUUCACCGACACCGAUUGGCUCGACGCCGGCUUCCUCUUCUACGACGAGAACGCACAGUUAGUUAGAGUAAAGGUAAGAGACUGCCUCAACACGGAGCUAUUGCGUUACAAGUAUCAAAACGUGGAUAACCCGUGGGUGAAUGCGAAAUCGGCACCUGCCGGAACUGGAAGGCCGGUUAGGCCGGCCGUUGAGCCGACUUUCCCGGUUACUCUUGACAAGUCGAAUGUGACGGUGACCGUGAGUAGGCCGCCGACGUCGGGGAGGACAGGCAAUGAGUAUGAGGUUUUGGAAGUGCAAGGAAUCCAGUUUGACAGUACAGUUUACAAUAAAUUUGAUGUGUAUGUGAACGCGUCUUCGGCUGCUGUGUUGAGGCCGGCGGUGUCGGAAUGCGCGGGGAGCUUCGCGCAAGUGCCGCAUCUGAAUCAUCAGGGGAAGAAAAAUACGAUGAAGACGACUCUUAAGCUGUGUAUAACGGAGUUGCUCCAGGAUAUUGGGGCGACCGGCGACGAUAGCGUGGUGGUGACGCUCGUGCCGCGUACAGGAGCGGUGACUAUUGCGGGGGUGUCAAUUUCGUUAGUUUCUUGAGUGAGAAGAUUGAGCCUUUGACGCGCGUUUUAUACUGUAAUAACUGUUUGAAUAAAAGUGGUGGUGCGCCGCCAAGCCGGUGGGUUUAUGAUAUUUUCGGGAAAAUAAUAUUGUUUUUUAUUUGUGUAACCGUAUGAAUUAAAUGAAAAUG